Messenger RNA from Lepisosteus oculatus (spotted gar), 3285 nucleotides. It is a transcript of the gene cop1, whose product is annotated as COP1 E3 ubiquitin ligase. Gene Ontology annotation, molecular function: ubiquitin protein ligase activity; protein binding. Gene Ontology annotation, biological process: proteasome-mediated ubiquitin-dependent protein catabolic process. The record is from RefSeq and is a predicted model, not a curated record. NCBI's taxonomy places the organism in Eukaryota, Metazoa, Chordata, Actinopteri, Semionotiformes, Lepisosteidae.
AGCGUUACCAGCCUGUCGUCGUGAUAAUAAAUUCUUCCCUCGAAAUGAAUGGGUGUUGUGUAUAUAUAAGUACUGCACACUAUAGGCCUACAGCUCAAGUAAUUAUACCGUAUAUCCCUACUUUGUGUGAAUAGGUUGUAUAAAAAAAAAAAAACACCUAUCCUCUUCAAAUGUAAUUUAAACCAAAUGGAUGUUUUACGUGACUUACGAAGUCCCGCUAUUUUUUUUGUACCUGUACGUGGGAAGUCCUGCGUGUUGACGCAGCGGCGCAAAGGUGGCAGCUGUGCGGUCCCGCACUGCUCUGUAACCGGGGAGAUCGCUUGUAGUUUCCAAGUCUCGGUUUGGCAGCGGAGCUUUGUUCGCAGGAUUUGCUGUUUAGCUCCUUUCCGUGUCUUUCAGGAAAGUGAUAGCUUUCGACAGUUUCAACAGCCUGAUCGCAUUCCCUGAAAUAACCCGAUCGGAGUGACUGCUGCCCGGAUGCAGUGAGCAGGAGCCUGCGGCCUGCCAGAGCGGAGUUGGAGCAGCGGCCUCGAGUUAUGUCAACCCCCCGAAAGCCGCAGGUUGGAGGAGCGGCGGGCUCAAGGCCUGGGACGAGUAGCAGUAGCAGCAGCAGCACCACCACCACCAGCAACAGCAACAGCAACAGCAGCAGCACCAGUAGCAGCAAUAAUGCCAGAAACACAAGCAGCGGGAGUGGUAACACUAGUAAUGGGACCAAUUCUGCAAAUGUUGUCUCUUCACGGACACUGGGAAGUGGAGCCGAGGGGUUACCUGUGGCCGCUUUGGGGAUCCCUACUUCCCGAGUUACUCCAGCUUCUCUGGCCAGACCCGGCUCGUCCUCUGGAAGCAGCAGAAAACGUCCUCUUCCAACACCCCUUUGCAAUGGCCUCAUAAACUCGUACGAAGACAAGAGCAACGACUUUGUGUGCCCAAUCUGUUUUGAAAUGAUUGAGGAAGCUCAUAUGACAAAAUGUGGGCACAGCUUUUGUUACAAGUGUAUUCGGCAGAGUUUGGAAGACAGCAACAGGUGCCCAAAGUGUAAUUAUAUUAUUGAUAAUGUGGAUCAGCUGUUCCCCAAUUUUCUAGUGAAUGAACUUAUCCUCAAACAGAAACAGAGAUCAGAAGAAAAACGUCUUAAACUGGACCAUCCGAAUGGGCAUAGAUGGCAAGUUUUCCAAGAUGUGCUGGGUACAGAUCAAGAAAAUCUGGAUCUUGCAAAUGUGAAUUUUAUGCUGGAGCUUCUUGUACAGAAAAAGAAACAGCUCGAAGCGGAAUCUCAAGCAGCACAGCUCCAAAUUUUAAUGGAAUUCCUUAAGGAAGCCAGAAGAAAUAAACGUGAACAACUGGAACAGCUACAGAAAGAGCUGAACUUUUUGGAAGAAGACAUUAAACGAGUUGAGGAAAUGAGUGGGUUGUAUUCCCCAGUGAGUGAUGUGGACCAUAAUCUGGACAGCACUGUUCCUCAGUUUGAAGCUCCUUCGCCCUCACAUAGUAGUAUUAUAGAUUCCACAGAAUACAUACAACCGCCAGGAUUCAGCGGUAGUUCCCAGGGAAAGAGGCAGCCCUGGUAUAACAGCACCCUGGCAUCGCGGCGGAAGAGACUUACAGCUCACUUUGAGGACCUGGAGCAGUGCUACUUCUCUAACAGGAUGUCUAGGAUAACGGAUGAAAGCAGGACUACAAACCAGCUUGAUGAUUUUAUGGAGUGUCUUUCCAAAUUCACUCGCUACAAUUCCGUAAGACCACUUGCAACAUUAUCUUACGCCAGUGAUCUCUACAGUAGUUCCAGUAUUGUCUCCAGUAUUGAAUUUGACCGCGACUGUGAUUAUUUUGCCAUUGCUGGUGUUACAAAGAAAAUUAAAGUGUACGAGUAUGGAACUGUGAUUCAGGAUGCUGUGGACAUUCAUUAUCCUGUAAAUGAGAUGACUUGUAACUCCAAAAUCAGCUGUAUCAGCUGGAGUAGCUAUCACAAGAAUCUGCUGGCAAGCAGUGACUACGAGGGCACUGUGAUUUUGUGGGAUGGCUUUACUGGGCAACGAUCAAAGGUUUAUCAGGAGCAUGAGAAGAGAUGCUGGAGUGUUGAUUUCAAUCUGAUGGAUCCAAAACUUUUGGCUUCUGGCUCAGAUGACGCAAAAGUGAAAUUAUGGUCUACAAACCUGGAUAAUUCUGUUGCUAGCAUUGAGGCCAAGGCAAAUGUGUGUUGUGUGAAGUUCAGUCCUACAUCACGUUAUCAUCUUGCUUUUGGCUGUGCAGAUCACUGUGUCCACUACUAUGAUCUCAGGAACACUAAACAGCCUAUCAUGGUGUUUAAAGGCCACAGAAAAGCAGUUUCCUAUGCUAAGUUUGUCAAUGGAGAGGAAAUUGUGUCUGCGUCUACAGAUAGCCAGUUGAAGCUGUGGAACGUAAACAAGCCCCAAUGUCUCCGCUCUUUUAAAGGACACAUUAAUGAGAAAAAUUUUGUGGGUUUGGCUUCCAAUGGAGAUUAUGUUGCAUGUGGAAGUGAAAACAAUUCCCUCUAUCUGUAUUAUAAGGGGCUGUCAAAUACGCUAUUGACCUUCAAAUUUGACACUGUGAAGAGUGUGUUGGAUAAAGAUAAAAAGGAGGAUGACACCAAUGAGUUUGUCAGUGCAGUGUGCUGGAGAGCACUGCCUGAUGGGGAGUCCAAUGUUCUAAUUGCAGCCAACAGCCAAGGCACCAUAAAGGUACUGGAGCUUGUAUGAAGAUCAACCAGAAACUACAAAACCUUUCACAGCUGUGAUAUUUACAUUGGAACCCAGACUUUGGGAAGUAUUCUCAAAUAUAACAGCCCAAAGUUUUCCAAAGGACUAAGAACAUCUUGAGAAAACAUUUCUUGGUUUGACUUGUCAACAAAUCAAGUUUAUGAAGACUGCCUAAGGAUUUCCAUCCAUAUUGUGGGAUUUUAUGAACUUAAGCAUGUGAGGGUGGACCAUUUUUUUGCGGAGAUGUGGGGAAAAAUAGCAUAAAUAUAUUCAGUUCUUCAUUUUGAAUAAAGUUUAUUAAGUUAAUCUUUUCAUCAGUUUUUAAUUCUUCCAGGAGUGAUAUGGCAUGUCUUUUAGGUUGCUCACACCAUGCCUUUUUUAACAUCCUGUUUAAGUUUUGUCAUAAAUUAAGAUAAUACAACUUUGAAAUCUCUUUAGAUGACAUCUAACUCCUUUACUUUUUGGUUUUAAAUAUUAAAUAUUGGGGGUGGACCCAAUAUUUAGACUUUGUCCACACUACAAAAAUAAAACUCAAUAAUAGUAUUAAAAACUGUUUCUCUUCAGA